Molecule: messenger RNA, 4095 nt
Organism: Lotus japonicus
Lineage: Eukaryota; Viridiplantae; Streptophyta; Magnoliopsida; Fabales; Fabaceae
Product: ABC transporter B family member 9-like
Exons: 12
Coding region: 69-3875 (1268 amino acids)
Biological process (GO): transmembrane transport
Cellular component (GO): membrane
Molecular function (GO): ATP hydrolysis activity; ABC-type transporter activity; ATP binding
Source: RefSeq, a predicted model, not a curated record
CUGCAAUUAAUUGUCUACGUGAAGAGAGUUAGGCUGCACCUUGGCCAUCUACCAAUAACACCUUAGCCAUGGCACAGACAACCGACCCAGAUGAUCAUGAAGGACAUGUCAAGCCCAAAGUUGAUGAAAAAGUUUCCUUUUUCAAGCUUUUCACCUUUGCGGACAAUCUUGACAGGACUUUGAUGAUCAUUGGUGUCAUUUGUGCCAUGGCUAACGGGUGGUCACAGCCUCUCAUGACUCUCAUUUUUGGGAAGCUAAUCAACACUUUUGGCACCACUGAUCCUUCCCACAUUGUCGAUGAAGUUUAUAAGGUUGUAUGGUUGUUUGUUUACCUGGCUAUUGGGACUGGAAUAGUAUCAUUUCUACAGGUAUCAUGUUGGAUGGUGACUGGAGAAAGACAAGCCGCACGGAUCCGUGGCUUGUACUUGAAAACAAUACUAAAACAGGACAUUGCCUUCUUUGACACUGAAACCUCAUCCGGAGAGGUGAUUGGAAGAAUGUCUGGUGACACCAUUCUCAUUCAAGAUGCCAUGGGAGAAAAGGUUGGAAAGUUUAUACAACUUGCUUCAACCUUUAUUGGUGGCUUCGUGAUUGCCUUUACAAAAGGGUGGCAACUCUGUCUAGUUUUGCUUGCAUGCAUUCCUUGUAUUGUCAUUGUUGGUGGAAUUAUGUCAAUGAUGAUGGCAAAAAUGUCAAGCCGUGGGCAAGCUGCUUAUACAGAAGCUGGAACUGUUGUAGAGCAAACAGUUGGAGCAAUUAGAACAGUUGCCUCUUUUACUGGUGAGAAAAAAGCAAUUGAGAAGUAUCAUAACAAGUUAAGAAUUGCUUAUAAAACUACGGUUCAUCAAGGGUUGGCCUCAGGGUUAGGAAUGGGAGUGCUUUUGAUGAUUAUCUUUAGCACCUAUGCACUUUCUAUGUGGUAUGGUUGCAAACUUAUUAUAGAGAAGGGAUACAAUGGUGGAGAUGUCUUCAAUAUUAUCAUAUCAAUUAAUACUGGUGGAAUGUCACUUGGUCAAACAACCCCAUGUCUCAAUGCAUUUGCAUCAGGCCAAGCAGCAGCAUAUAAGAUGUUUGAGACAAUUAAGAGAAAGCCUAAAAUUGAUGCUUAUGACACCAAUGGUGUUGUCUUGGAAGACAUCAAGGGAGAUAUUGAGCUCAAAGAUGUUUACUUCAGAUACCCAGCAAGGCCAGAAGUGCAGAUUUUUGCAGGAUUUUCGUUCUAUAUUCCAAGUGGCACAACUGCUGCUUUAGUGGGUCAGAGUGGCAGUGGGAAAUCAACUAUAAUUAGUUUAUUAGAAAGAUUCUAUGAUCCUGAGGCUGGAGAAAUACUUAUAGAUGGUGUGAAUUUGAAGAGUUUUCAAGUUAGAUGGAUAAGAGAACAGAUUGGGCUCGUUGGUCAAGAACCUGUCCUGUUCACAGCUAGCAUCAAAGAGAACAUAGCAUAUGGUAAGGAUGGUGCAACAGAUGAGGAGAUAACAACAGCUAUAACACUUGCCAAUGCCAAAAAUUUCAUUGAUAAACUGCCUCAGGGCAUUGACACUAUGCUUGGAGGACAUGGAACUCAAAUUUCUGGAGGGCAAAAGCAAAGAAUCGCGAUCGCGAGGGCAAUUUUGAAAAACCCGAGAAUCCUUCUUCUUGAUGAAGCAACAAGUGCACUGGAUGCUGAGUCUGAACGUGUUGUUCAAGAAGCAUUAGAAAAAGUCAUGACAAAAAGGACUACUGUAGUUGUCGCGCAUCGCUUGACAACUAUUAGAAAUGCUGACACCAUUGCAGUGGUUCAUCAGGGAAAAAUUGUGGAAAAAGGAACUCAUGAUGAGUUAAUCAAGGAUCCUGAGGGUGCUUAUUCUCAGCUCAUUCGUCUACAAGAAGGAGCUAAGAAGGAAGAAGGAAGUCGUAAUUCUGAAGCAGACAAGUCCAAGAACAGUUUUAGUUUAGAAAGUCACAUGGCUAGAUCUUCCACCCAAAGAACAUCAUUUGCAAGAUCAAUUAGCCAAGCUUCUUCAAGCAGUAGAGACUCUCUUUCACUUAGCUUUCCUCUUCCUUAUCAAAUUUCUGUACAUGAUUCUGUAGAAGGGGCUAACGGUGAUCACAAAAGUAGCGAACUUGAUACUGUGAAGCGUCAAAAGGUUUCUAUUAAACGCUUGGCCAAGUUGAACAAGCCUGAGGUUCCUAUCUUACUACUUGGAUCCAUUGCUGCAGCAGCACAUGGUGUUAUACUCCCUAUAUUUGGCCUCUUGCUUUCAUCAGCUAUUAAUACAUUCUAUGAACCUCCAGAACAACUUAGAAAAGAUUCUGAGUAUUGGUCACUUCUAUUUUUGGGUUUGGGUGUUGCUACUCUGGCGGCUAUACCAAUCCAGAACUACUUAUUUGGGAUUGCUGGUGGAAAGCUCAUAGAAAGGAUCCGGUCAUUGACAUUUAAGAAGGUGGUGCACCAAGAAAUCAGUUGGUUUGAUCAUCCUUCAAAUUCAAGUGGUGCAGUCAGUGCAAGGUUAGCUACUGAUGCUUCAACAGUGAGAACUCUUGUUGGUGACACCUUGGCCCUCAUUGUGCAAAACAUAGCAACAGUCGCAGCAGGUAUAAUUAUAGCAUUCUCUGCUAAUUGGAGGCUCUCUUUGGUAAUUCUGGCCUUGUCACCUUUGAUCCUUAUGCAAGGGUUCUGUCAGAUGAGGUUUCUUAAAGGAUUCAGUUCAGAUGCCAAGGAGAAAUAUGAAGAGGCAAGUCAGGUGGCAAAUGAUGCUGUUGGUAGCAUCAGAACUGUUGCAUCAUUUUGCGCAGAACCAAAGGUCAUGGAUCUGUACCAGAAGAAAUGUUCAGAGCCAACAAAACAAGGUGUUAGGUCGGGGCUUAUUAGUGGUGCAGGAUUAGGUUUCUCAUUUUUUGCUCUAUACUGCACAAAUGCUGUCUGUUUCUACGUAGGAUCUUAUCUAGUGCAAAACGGGAAGGCCACAUUUGGAGAGGUUUUCAAGGUUUUCUUUUCUUUGACAAUUACAGCAGUUGGUGUUUCCCAAACUAGUGCCUUGGCGCCAGACACUAACAAGGCCAAAGAUUCCACAGCUUCAAUAUUUGAAAUUCUUGACAGCAAACCAAAGAUAGACUCUAGCAGUGAUGAGGGCAUGACACUAGAAACUGUAAAAGGUGAAAUUGAACUUCAACAAGUCAGCUUUAGUUACCCAACAAGGCCUAAUAUUCAAAUUUUCAGAGAUUUGUGUCUAAGCAUUCCCGCUGGAAAGACUGUUGCAUUGGUUGGAGAAAGUGGUAGUGGUAAAUCAACAGUUAUCAGCCUCCUAGAGAGAUUUUAUAAUCCUGAUUCUGGAAGUGUAUUACUUGAUGGGGUGGAUAUAAAAAAGUUCAAAUUAAGCUGGUUGAGGAAACAAAUGGGUUUGGUUGGUCAAGAUCCUAUUCUUUUCAACGAAAGCAUUCGGGCUAACAUUGCUUAUGGCAACGAGGGAGGUGCUUCAGAGGAAGAGAUAAUUUCAGCAGCACAAGCAGCCAAUGCACACAAGUUCAUAAGUUCUCUUCCAAAUGGUUAUGACACACCAGUUGGAGAAAGAGGGACACAGUUGUCUGGAGGGCAAAAGCAGCGAAUUGCCAUUGCAAGAGCCAUUCUGAAAGACCCUAGAAUCCUUUUGCUAGAUGAGGCAACAAGUGCACUUGAUGCGGAAUCGGAGCGUGUAGUUCAAGAGGCUCUAGACAGGGUGAGAGUGAGUAGAACUACAGUUGUGGUAGCUCACCGUUUGGCAACAAUAAAAGGUGCUGAUGUAAUAGCAGUAGUGAAGAAUGGGGUGAUUGCUGAGAAGGGAGGACAUGAUGUAUUGAUGGGGAUUUAUGGUGGAGUUUAUGCUUCAUUGGUAGCUCUCCAUAGUAAUGCAUCAUAGUAAGAAAAAGAAGAUGUUAGUAUUAUGUACAUCAUUGAGAUUAUUUUGUAAACUAGUGUACAAAAUCAAUAUAAACACAAUGUUGGUAUACUAGGAACGUAUCUUUUGUUUAAUAAGAAAUGAUGAUGUACUAAUAUGGAUGUUAAUGCCUCUAGUAGGGAACACAUAUAUAAAAGGUUAUAGAUAGGAUCUUGUUCACAUGUUCAUCAAAUUUGAUAAU